GUUCGAAUAAAUUUUAGUUGUUUCGUGGCGCGUCGCCAUAACGUGUUUCUACGUGUUUUCCUCGGGAAAUUUUCUGUCACCCAAUGAAGAUGAACAUCACGUCAGCAGCUGGCAUAAUCUCCUUACUGGAGGAGCCAAUGCCUGAACUGAAGGUCUUCGCUUUAAAAAAGCUGGAUAUGAUAGUCGACGAAUUUUGGCCGGAAAUCUCUGAAGCCAUAGAAAAGAUUGAAAUUCUGCACGAGGAUAAAUCGUUCAAUCAGCAUGAGCUGGCUGCUUUGGUUGCUAGCAAAGUAUACUAUCACUUGGGGAGUUUCGAAGAUUCUUUGACUUACGCUCUCGGAGCUGGAGAACUGUUCGAUGUCAAUGCUCGAAAUGAAUACGUCGAUACAACCAUUGCCAAGUGCAUCGAUUACUAUACUCAGCAACGUGUUUUGGAGGCGGAGGGCAAGCUUCCUCCAGGUAGCAAGGGCAUCGAUCCUAGACUGGAGGGUAUAGUGAAUAGAAUGUUCCAACGCUGUUUAGAUGAUAAUCAGUAUCGUCAAGCUUUAGGCCUUGCUCUUGAGACACGCAGAAUGGAUGUAUUUGAGGCAGCCAUUAUGCAAUCUGAUGACGUGAGCGGAAUGUUAUCGUACGCCUUUCAAGUCGCCAUGAGUCUCAUCCAAAACCGCGGAUUUCGCAACACCGUGUUACGCUGCCUGGUCAGUCUGUAUCGGAACUUGGGCACUCCCGACUAUGUCAAUAUGUGUCAAUGCCUGAUCUUCCUGGACGACCCACUGGCCGUGGCCGAGCUUCUCGACCGACUGAGCAAGGGCUCGCAAGACUGUGUGCUGAUGGCGUAUCAAAUUGCCUUCGAUCUAUAUGAGUCUGCGACGCAACAAUUCCUCGGACGCGUCUUGCAAGCUUUGCGUGCCACCGCACCCAUUCCGGGCGCGCUGAUGGUUAAACCGGUGGUUAAACCCGUCGCCGCUACCACCGUCGCUUCCAACCAGGCCAAGCCUGUUGAAGUUACCACGGAAUCCGCGAGCAUGGAGACCGAUAACACUGCUGCUCCUGCGGAAGAUAAGGCCGAACGCAGCGUCGAAAGUUUGAAUGCGGAGGAGAGAGAGCAGCAAGAACGUGUGGACGCUUUAUCUAGUAUUUUGGGUGGCGAGGUGUCGAUCGAUCUACACUUGCAGUUUCUUAUUCGUAGCAAUCAUACCGAUAUGUUGAUCCUGAAAAACACCAAGGACGCCAUACGGGUCUCGAUUUGUCACACCGCCACCGUGAUCGCCAACGCUUUCAUGCAUUCGGGAACGACCAGCGAUCAAUUCCUGAGAGACAACUUGGAGUGGUUGGCUCGCGCUACUAAUUGGGCGAAAUUGACCGCAACUGCGUCCCUGGGAGUGAUACACCGGGGGCACGAACAAGAAGCUUUAGCUCUGAUGCAGUCUUAUUUACCGAGAGAUUCCGGUGCCGCUGGUGCCGGAUAUUCCGAGGGUGGCGGUUUAUACGCCCUGGGAUUGAUCCACGCUAAUCACGGAGCCGCCAUCACGGACUACCUCCUGGGCCAAUUAAAAGACGCCCAAAACGAAAUGGUCCGUCAUGGUGGCUGUCUCGGACUCGGUUUGGCCGCCAUGGGCUCCCAUAGGCAAGACGUCUACGAACAAUUAAAGUUUAAUCUGUACCAAGAUGACGCGGUAACCGGUGAAGCCGCUGGAAUCGCCAUGGGAAUGGUCAUGCUGGGAUCCAAAUCCACACAGGCCAUCGAAGACAUGGUCGCGUAUGCCCAAGAGACGCAGCACGAGAAGAUUCUGCGAGGCCUGGCCGUCGGCAUCGCCUUCACGAUGUACGGUCGCCUCGAGGAAGCGGAUCCCUUGGUGACAUCGUUGUGCGCGGACAAGGAUCCUAUUCUGCGUAGGAGCGGCAUGUACACUUUGGCGAUGGCUUACUGCGGCACCGGGAACAAUCAGGCCAUCCGCAAGCUCCUGCAUGUUGCCGUCUCUGAUGUUAACGACGACGUUCGGCGAGCCGCGGUCACCGGUCUAGGGUUCCUGCUAUUCCGGACUCCGGAACAAUGUCCCAGUGUUGUCUCGCUUUUGGCGGAGAGUUACAAUCCUCACGUGAGAUACGGCGCGGCGAUGGCUCUGGGUAUCGCCUGCGCUGGCACAGGCUUGAAGGAAGCUAUCGCGUUGCUGGACCCAAUGACGAACGACCCCGUGAACUUCGUCAGGCAAGGCGCGCUGAUCGCCUCCGCAAUGAUCCUGAUCCAGCAGACGGAAUCUACAUGUGCCCGCGUCAAAGAUUUCCGAGCUCUAUACGCCAAGGUAGUAGUGGACAAACACGAGGACGUUAUGGCGAAGUUCGGUGCGAUUCUGGCGCAAGGAAUCAUCGACGCCGGUGGCCGCAACGUGACCGUGUCGUUGCAAUCGAGAACGGGUCACACGAAUAUGCUGGCGGUGGUCGGAGCCUUGGUGUUCACCCAAUACUGGUACUGGUUCCCGUUGGCGCACUGCCUGGCCCUGGCCUUUACACCCACGUGUCUGAUCGCGCUCAACGCCCAACUGAAGAUGCCCAAGCUGGAGAUCAGAUCGAACGCCAGACCGAGUGUUUACGCUUAUCCCGCGCCCCUCGAGGAAAAGAAGCGAGAGGAAAGGGAGAAGGUCACCACCGCCGUGCUCAGCAUCGCAGCGCGUGCCAGGAGACGGGAGUCCGAGAGGAGGGCCAGGGAUUCGCACGAGAAGAUGGACGUGGAUCCACCCUCGGAGACGAAGGAACUGCCGGAAGUGAAGGAAGCAUCGUCUUCCAAGGAGAAAGAUGAAAAGAAGAAGGAUAAGGACGAGGAGAAGGAGAAGGAGAAGGAAAAGGAGAAGAAGGAGACUAAGGAGACCAAGGAGCCUAAAGAGAAGACCGAGAAGAAGGGCAAGGAUGAGGAGAAGGAGAAGAAGGAGCCGGAACCGAACUUCGAGAUUGUUCAAAAUCCCGCUCGAGUUUUGCGUCAGCAAUUGAAGGUUAUUCAGUUGGUCGAAGGUAGUCAUUACGUUCCCGUCAAGGAUAUUCAAAUUGGUGGCAUCGUCAUGGUCAAACACAUCCAGACCGAUACUGAGGAGGAACUCGUCGAGCCUGUCGCCGCCUUCGGGCCGAAGCCCGACGAGGAGAAGGAAGCCGAGCCGCCCGAACCCUUCGAAUACACCGAGGAUUAAGGGGCGAAAACACGCGUCGCCUCGUUCCGUCAUCCUGACACGCCCGUCAUUCGUCAUCGCAAUGGAAUCGCGAUACAUUCGUCCUCACUUUCCGUUAAUAUCACACGUCUGUUUUUUAUAUUCAUCGCGAUUUCCGUCUACGUGUCUAAUUAGCGAAGUACUGCGAAGUCUAAUAAAUUUAUUGCGUCGAAGA
Molecule: messenger RNA, 3372 nt
Organism: Dinoponera quadriceps
Lineage: Eukaryota; Metazoa; Arthropoda; Insecta; Hymenoptera; Formicidae
Gene: Rpn2
Product: 26S proteasome non-ATPase regulatory subunit 1
Exons: 14
Coding region: 84-3179 (1031 amino acids)
Biological process (GO): proteasome-mediated ubiquitin-dependent protein catabolic process; regulation of protein catabolic process
Cellular component (GO): nucleus; proteasome complex; proteasome storage granule
Molecular function (GO): enzyme regulator activity
Source: RefSeq, a predicted model, not a curated record